GUCGACCCCUCUCUCCAGGGAAGGCUGUUUUAAUUGUUUCCCGCCGUCCCGCCACUUUUCCAACCCCACGAGGCGGACAUGCCGACGAUCCGAGUGUGAAAGAACCUCCUUUUCGUACAGUUCUAAUAAUUUCGAGCUAAAAAGGAAAUUAAACGCCGUCAGCCCGUAGCGGCAACACAUGAAAGCGAUACACGGGAUGUAAUGCCAUUUGUUUACACUUCAUUGAUCUUACGUUCUUCUUUCUUCUCUCCUUUCUUUCUGAACAGAAGGGUAAUAGACUAUAAUUUUCACCCUUUUUUUUAAUUAAUUGGGGUGCGUAGGGUCUGCCGCAUCGCGUAGGUUGGCUGCGUGUUUGACAUGCCUUAAUGCGGCCCUUUUCUCCACUGCGGCGAAUGAGCCAGCCGACGAAACGAUUGCGACUUGUCGGUCUCGUUGUCUUCUGCGGACUGCUUCUUCUUUUCUUCGCGGUGUACCGCCGGUACCCAUCCGUUGUGUCAUGUAACUCACCGUACGCAAAUGUCUACGACGUUGUCAUCGACGCGGGCAGCACGGGCUCACGUGUGCACAUCUUCCAAUUUGAGCGCGCCAAGGACGGUGUGGUGCUCUUAUCAGAGCGGUUCCGCCGUGUCGAACCGGGGCUUUCGUCGUAUGCCCUAAAUCCGGAUGGUGCUCAAAGUUCCCUGCAAAGCCUCCUCGAGCUGGCGAUGGAGGCGGUGCCGCGGAGUCACUAUGCCUGCACUUCCGUCACGCUCAAGGCCACUGCCGGUCUGCGCCUCUUGCCGGAGAGCCAGCAGAAAAGCGUGCUCGAUGUGGCGAACACAACCAUAGCGCAGUCGCCCUUUCGUUCUCGCGGCGCCUCGAUCAUCUCCGGAGCACAAGAAGGCGUAUACGGCUGGCUCACGGUGAACUACCUGCUCGGCAGCAUGAACUCCGGUGACACAGCUGUCACCAUCGACAUGGGUGGCGCGUCGACGCAGGUGGUCUUUGAGACGGAGAAGUCAGCGGGUGAGUGGCUUCCAUUUAAUUACGCCCAUCGACUGCGCACACCGAGGCGGUCCAUUGCUUUGUACCAGCAUAGCUACCUUGGUCUUGGCCUCAAUGAAGCCAAGCGAACCAUGAUGACCGCGUUCGCUGCCGUCAAUGGCACGUCAUCUUUUACGUGCUUUCCAACCGGGUACAAGCUGCGGCACGGCGGCGUCGACCUGCACAACGACGGGACGGCAGACUUCGACGUCUGUGUGGAGAUGCUCCGCACACACGUGGUGAAGAGGCCUGUUUGCAAGUUCGACGCGUGUGGUGCCCGUGGCGUCCCACAGCCUUUGUUAUCCACCGGCUCCAUGCCAAUAUACGCCUUCUCCUACUAUUACGAUCGUCUGCAUCGCUUCCAGAAUGAGGGCAGCCUCGUGACGGUAUCCACGUUCAAGGAUAAAGGCAGAGAGGCGUGCCGGCGCGACUCGCAGUCCCAUCUGGAAGCGGGCGGGGAGACGCUAUGCAUGGACAUGGCAUACUUGUACACCUUCCUGACGCAGGCCCUUGGCCUCACGGACGCGACGCCGCUCAACGUCCCGAACCGCAUUGCUGGCAAGGCUGUGUCGUGGUCUCUCGGCUCUUCCCUCUCUCUUGUGCUUCAAAUGGAGUGA
This is a messenger RNA of Leptomonas pyrrhocoris, 1640 nucleotides long. RefSeq names its product ATP diphosphohydrolase. The transcript has a single exon. The record is from RefSeq and is a predicted model, not a curated record. Gene Ontology annotation, cellular component: membrane. Gene Ontology annotation, biological process: nucleoside diphosphate catabolic process. NCBI's taxonomy places the organism in Eukaryota, Euglenozoa, Kinetoplastea, Trypanosomatida, Trypanosomatidae. Gene Ontology annotation, molecular function: nucleoside diphosphate phosphatase activity. Bases 366 to 1640 code for a protein of 424 amino acids.